AUGACGAGCGUGAAGGUCGUGGUGGUGGGAGCAGGCGUGAUCGGGUUCUCCACCGCUGUCUGCAUCGCCGAGGCGCUUCCCUCCUGCUCGGUCACUCUGCUGUCGGAGAAGUUCAGCCCGGACACCACCAGUGAUGGAGCUGCAGGGAUCAUGUUUACCGGAGAGUUCCCAGAUAUUCCCCUGGAAAGACAAAGGCUCUGGUUCAAGGACAGCUUUGAUCACCUGUUGGCCAUCGCUCAAUCCCAACACUCCCCAGAGGCCGGAGUAAUGCUGAGCUCUGGCUGGCAAAUUUUCAAAGAGGCUCCGGCGGAUAAAUUUCCCUUCUGGUCAGAGUUUGUGAUCGGCUUCCGACUCAUGACUGACCGCGAGCUGAGACGGUUCCCAGAUCACACGUUUGGCCAAGCGUUCACCACCAUCAAAUGUGAAUGUGCCAGCUACCUGCCGUGGCUGGAGAACAGGUUCAAAAGAGCUGGAGGUCAAGUGCAGCAGAGGAAAGUCCACAAUCUCCAGGAAUUAAGCAAAAGCUACGACAUCAUUGUCAACUGCUCUGGUUUGGGCUCCAAGCAGCUGGUGGGGGACACCCAGGUCUACCCCGUAAGAGGCCAGGUCCUCAAGGUGGAGGCGCCCUGGCUGCAGCACUUCAUCCGAGACGGAGAUGGGAAGACUUACAUCUACCCCGGCAUACACGGCGCCACUGUCGGCGGCACGAGGCAGGAGGGGGACUGGCGACUAGAGGUGGACGAGGGAGACACCAAGAGCAUCCUGGAGCGCUGCGGCCGGCUGGAGCCGUCCCUCAGCAAAGCCAAAGUGCUCAGUGAGUGGGUGGGUCUGCGCCCGAGCAGGAGGAACCUGAGGCUGGAGAGGGAGGUGGUGCAGCUGCAGGGCCGCCAGGUACCAGUGAUCCACAACUAUGGCCACGGGGGCUGGGGAGUCACUCUGGCCUGGGGCACGGCCCUGGAUGCAAUGAGCCUGGUCCGACAGUGCCUCAGUGAAAAGCCUGCUCGAGCUAAACUGUGA
Pleuronectes platessa (European plaice) is the source of this 1017-nucleotide messenger RNA. RefSeq names its product D-aspartate oxidase (gene ddo). Bases 1 to 1017 code for a protein of 338 amino acids. Lineage: Eukaryota; Metazoa; Chordata; Actinopteri; Pleuronectiformes; Pleuronectidae. The record is from RefSeq and is a predicted model, not a curated record. Gene Ontology annotation, molecular function: FAD binding; D-amino-acid oxidase activity. The transcript is spliced from 4 exons.